ACUCUUCCUGUCCUUCUAUCCCCUCUCCUUUCCUCUUCUCACUUCCUCUUUCUUCACUUACCCCUCUAGCUAUGCAUCGUAUGUAGGUUUUCAGGGCGGGGCCCAGCCUGUGUUCUUCGGUAGUACCUGUAUGGCGAGGAAGCUGUGCCAUGAGCUGCUGCACACCCUGGGCCUGCACCACAAACACACACGGUUGGACCGUGACCGCUACGUCACCAUACAGUGGGAGAGCGUGGUCCCAGGAAAAGAGAAGAACUUCCAAGUGAAGAAAGGAGACCCUCAGAACUUGCCCUAUGACUACAAUUCCAUCAUGCAAUAUGGACCGAAUUUCUUCUCAGCAGACUGGAACCCCACCAUUGUCCCCAAGAAGAGUGGAGUCCAUAUGGGACAGAGAACUGACCUGCGGUCCCUGAACAUAACACGCCUAAAUUAACUCUACCACUGUGGUUAAUACACACACACAGGCAAAAUAUCAGAAUUGGGCUGCCUGUGUAAACGCAGCCAUUAUAUCACACUGUAUUCUCACCAUGUUCCUGUCCUGUCUUUCCCAGAAGAAACAACGCACUGAUGACGAUUCCAGGUCGAACAACACCGAUGUCAACUGAAGUUUCCCACCCAAAUAGCAUCGGCAUCUCACUUCUCUUCCCAAUGAAUGAGUUGGACAACAAGUGCCUCAAAUCUUUCAGAUGAUUAUUAUGUACUCUGUCGUCUGUCUGUCUGGCUGCAGGCAGUAGCAGUUGCUGUCUUC
Salvelinus fontinalis (brook trout) is the source of this 748-nucleotide messenger RNA. Its product is annotated as astacin-like metalloendopeptidase. The record is from RefSeq and is a predicted model, not a curated record. NCBI's taxonomy places the organism in Eukaryota, Metazoa, Chordata, Actinopteri, Salmoniformes, Salmonidae. Gene Ontology annotation, biological process: proteolysis. Gene Ontology annotation, molecular function: metalloendopeptidase activity.